Lasiosphaeria miniovina is the source of this 2673-nucleotide messenger RNA. RefSeq names its product RFX DNA-binding domain-containing protein. Gene Ontology annotation, molecular function: RNA polymerase II cis-regulatory region sequence-specific DNA binding; DNA-binding transcription factor activity, RNA polymerase II-specific. NCBI's taxonomy places the organism in Eukaryota, Fungi, Ascomycota, Sordariomycetes, Sordariales, Lasiosphaeriaceae. The coding region runs from base 183 to 2600 and encodes 805 amino acids. The record is from RefSeq and is a predicted model, not a curated record. The transcript has 4 exons. Gene Ontology annotation, biological process: regulation of transcription by RNA polymerase II.
ACGACAACACCACGAUCCCCUCCCUUGCGCACCGCUGCGUGAGACCCCUAGUGACACCAAGCAUCCGUCUGAGCAGUUUAUUUUCCAUAUUCUUUUCCCCCAGCUCCAUUCUGUGUAUAAUCCGCUGUCGCAGUCGCCGCACGCUGCGAUUUUGACUGUUUUGAUCGCAUUAUUGUUUGUCGAUGCAAGCGGUGCACAUGGACUCGACCCACGAUCCGCUAGCCAUGGCCAAGGGGAGGAAGCGGCCUCGGUCGCGAGGAUCGACGGCUUCCAUACACAGCGCCGCCACCCACACCACGCAGCCCAACCUCGACCACAGCUUCGCAGAAGGCUCCGAGGUCUACUCGACGCAAUGGAUUCCGACUGACCAUGGCCACCCUAGAGAACUGGCUAAUGGGGCUAGCCAAAUGACCACCGAAGACCUGAUCCUGGCCUCGCAGCUCCAGGCCAGCCGCGACUUUUCAAUAGACCAGCCCGUAAACACGUCGCUGCAGAAUGUAUCUUUCCAUCCAGGUCACAGCCAUAGUAUGAGCCGGCAGUCCAUGUCGGUGGACUCGUUUGCCGGCAAUACCAGUUUCGCCGACGACAGCCAGAUGAUGGAUCGCGAUGCGAACGACGAUGGAGACUCUUUCUCUGGCUUGGCCGGACAGAUGAAGCCGGGCUCGCGAUCAAGCGCUAACAACGAAAUGGAAAUGCGACAGCUGUUCCAUUCGAACAAGCAUCGCAAUCUCGUCGACGUCGCAGAGGAACUCCAUGGCAACGAGCGCGGCCCCAACUCUGAACGGACUCGGCAGGUCUUCGCAAUGCUUUGGAUAAGCCAAGUGUGCGACAAAGGGAAAGGCUCAGUCCCCAGAGGGCGUGUCUACGCCAACUACGCCUCUCGGUGUGCCACCGAGAGGAUCACCGUGUUGAACCCCGCAAGCUUCGGAAAGCUGGUUCGGGUGUUAUUCCCAGGGCUGAAGACGCGACGGCUAGGCGUUCGUGGCGAGUCCAAAUAUCACUAUGUUAAUUUCACAUUGAUGGAGGAACAGCCCGAUCUCCGUGAGCCCCCGGCCCAGCCUCAGGUUCCGCUUGGAGAAAGCGCCAGCUUCUCUCAAAACUUCAACACCGUUCCGAAGCCCUCGGCGUCAAUGCAGGCGGAUAGAGCCGAGUUAUCCAUGCUAGAUGCUACGAAACAGCAACCCGAGCCAAAAUCAAGUCGGUCUCAUGAAUUCCAGCAUAGUCUGUAUAAUCAACCACAGGUGUCUACUUUCGACCAACUACAAACCACAAUGACAAAGACGGCGCAGAGGCUAUGCUUUUCCGCAGAAACAGGCGAAUCGUUUCAGCAGUCUGACCCGCUCCUUCUCCCAAGGAUCGAACCGUUCCUGCCAAGCGGGACUGAUCCGGAUGCCGCCAAAUCCUUGGCUGCGCUGUAUCGCUCUCACUGUACAUCUCUUGUCGAGUGCAUUCGGUACUGUAAGGAGAAGACGUUCUUUCACCUCUUCACGUCAUUCCAGGGCACACUUACGAUGCCCGUUCAGAAAUUGUUCGCCAACCCUGCCGUGGCACCCUGGAUCGAGGAAUCUGACUUUGUUCUAUAUCAACGCAUGAUGCGUAUCGUCUCGGGGCUUACGCUACAGGUCGUUCCCAAACCCGUUCUCGACACUCUCCGCAGCAUCUCGGAGAAACUUGUCACCCAUAUUCGGGAGUCCUUUCAGGGACAGCCGCUCCAUGUCAUACGUGCAAAAGAGGCACCAGCGACUAUAUUUGCCGGCUUGCUCGACAGGGCGCUCCGGGUCAACCUCACUGCCCACGCGGCGGCCAAUAUGCUUUACAACCCUGCCAACCGGGAUCUGAUGUACAAGGAAUGGAUUUCCAUGAUCAACGUGCGAAAGGUUGCCGAGAGCGUCCCCUCGCGUGGCAUGGACGACGUUGUAGAUCUCUUGUUGAGUGAGAUGCGAGAUCUCCUGGACCCGGUCAACAUUCCGUGGGAGAUUGAGUGUCUAACGCUCCACGGCGAGAUGGCCAUGCGCCAGGGGAGGCCGCCGCAAGAAGGGAACCCGGAGGAUUCGACUGCUUCCAACGUUCUAGAUCGCUGGGUAAACUUCCUUCGCUCCCUCCCGCACCACUUUCCCUACGCAUCCCAUACGGAUAUUGUGUGGUGUGUCCAAAGGCUCAGCACCUCGGUCAUGAGAGACCUCACCAUCGCGCAGGGUAAGAGCUUUGGUUCGUGGUGGGUCACCAAGUGCUGGAUUGAUGAGAUGAUCCAGUUCUUGGCUGAGCACGGAGGGUUUCUGAAGCAGAAGGCGGCACAAAGCCCCUUGGAGGUGCCGAAGCAACAGGCGACGAGUCGGUUGCUGAGCAACCCGGGAUCGCGAUAUAGCAGCACCAGCGAGGACUUUAACAUGUCCCGGCUGUCGGAUUCGCAGCCUGACCGCGCCCCAUUCCCCUCGGGGCCAUCGGGCAAUAAUACGCAGCAGACAAACCAUGACGACAGCGGGAUCGGCAUCAGAACACCGGAUGAGGAUCUUCCUGGAGAGAAGUUCGGUCUCGGGACGGCAAACACGCAGGAUCUGUUCGCGGGAACGGAGCUUCAGGAUCAUCUCACAGAUGCAUGAGCUUUCCCUCCCGGCCGCCCGGGCACCUAGUGUUUUUUUCGGAUUCUUCUGCGCCUGUUUUAUUAGUGGGGGG